Molecule: messenger RNA, 2425 nt
Organism: Aspergillus pseudonomiae
Lineage: Eukaryota; Fungi; Ascomycota; Eurotiomycetes; Eurotiales; Aspergillaceae
Exons: 3
Coding region: 479-2035 (518 amino acids)
Source: RefSeq, a predicted model, not a curated record
GUUCAAGUGCGCGUUGCGGCACACGAGGCCACGUAGUAUCUGGCUUCGUACGAUUGGCUGCCUGCAGGCAAGACAUGACUCGCGUACACACCAGGAGAUCCGUGCGUCUUCGUUUCACUGGUUGUGCGGUACAGGAAACCGAAGCCUUGCCAGCCUUGUACUUAAACCACCAGAGUAGAGAGCUGCCCAUCCAACGAGCAGGUAAGGGUGAACUGAAUCAUGCCGCAGAUUCUGCAAUGGCCACAGAAGUCCUGCCACGUCGGCAGCUUGGGAUCCCGAGUGAGGCGGAAGUGAGGGUAUGGGGCCUUGAGGCAUUAUCCCAUACGGAAAAGCAACAGGACUUAAAUUGACCUUAUGUGUCGAUGUGUUGAGGCAGGAGUGUCUACGGCCUCAGUUCGUUGACAGAACAGACUGGUGCGGAACUUUAGGUGUUAUCUAUGGGCUGCUUUCGCCUUCUCUUUGGAACUUGUUAACCAACAUGCCUCCUCAAACCCUGACCUCACCACCUAUACCCUCCCCUAACGCCCUUGACCAGCAUGUCCUGAGAACGAUUUUUACUCAGCUCAAGACAGUGACCUCAACUACAGGAUUCAAUGCCAUUUUAGAGACUUACGAUGAAAACAACAAGUUAUUGGACCAGCUGAAGUCCAAGGGCCAUGAGCUUGCAAGCCUCAGAGAAGAGAUGGACGAGGAAAGAAAGAGGAAAGACAUAGCGCUGGACGAAAUGUUUCAGGCUAAUGAAAAAGAGAAGGGCAGACACAAAGAAACAAAAAAGCAUGCGCAGACACUACAGACGAUGAUUAAUGACAAGGACACGUGCAUUUCCGAGCGGGAUAAGGUGAUAGAUGAGUUUGGCAAGCAGGUGAAGAAGCUCCAAUCCGAUAUUGCAAUGGAGAGGGACAAGUUAGCGGUAGCUCGAAAGGAAAUCAGUGGUUUGCAGCAAAGUAUCCAAGAAAAAGAAGCCACCAUUGACAAGAUGAAAGCGGCGGGGACAGAGUUGAAAGACAGACUGAAUUCCACCAAGAAAACGGUCAAGGAACUGCAAGAUGAGCGUACUUCCCUCAGGGAAUCGCUGACAAAAACGGAAGGAAACCUCAAAAGAUUGGAAGGUUAUGCUGCUGGAUAUAGUGAGAUGACUGAAGACUCAGUGAUUGAGAGCUUUACCGGACUUUGGGAAUAUGCUAAAAUGGAAAUAUUUGCCAUGUUAAAGAACGACCUUCCUAGAGACACACUUCGGAAUGUUUCAGCAUGGGAGAAACUUCGGCAAUGUGAUUUGGCACAAGACAGCCAGGUCCCUAUUCCAUGUUCCAACACGCCAGCAGCGAAGCAAAUGAGGUUUGCUAUCAUCUUGGCUAUUCUGGCUAGAGAAAUUAAUACACAUAUCCUCCUACCAGUAUACAUCGCCGCCGGAGAUAACAAAUAUAACCAAUUUCGAAAGGUCCUCGCUAACCAGGCAGCUAUUGAUAGCGAGAAAGAGUCAUUUUGCCGGUCGGUUCUUCUGUCGAUAGAUCCAGGAACUCAGGAAGGGAUAUGUUUGGUGGGUAUCCAAGCUGUGGUGAAGAAUGUGUCAGAAUACCUGGAUGAGUUACUCCCGGAAGAUCAACGCCUCGCUUUCCAUAACACUCUGAGAAAAGUUGUACGGAAGGCAGCGGAUAUCUGGAAACCGAUCCAGCACAGUAAACGCAGAUAUGAGCCCGACUUUGACCCGCCGACCGCCGAGGAUGAUUGUGAGGCCUUCAAGUUUCCCAUUACCGAAAACGUCACAACGGAGAAUAACGCCAAUCAAAAGAACAUGAAAAAAGUUUCUUUGACUGUGUUCCCCCGACUGUCGAUUAUAGAACACGGCAUUAGCACUGCAUACACUGCUAUUAUACAAGUAAGCAGUUCGCAACGCCAGUGGGUAGCUGCAGAAAGUGAGAUGGACAAAGAACCAGCCAGCCCUACUACUAUUGGGCGGAUCCCCUGGCGAAGGAAGUCGAAUACUCCAAAGACCACAUCUGUUCCAAAUGGCGGCUCAAAGAAAGGUAACGGGUAAUAGACACUUGAGUAGUAUAUGGCUAAGACGUGAGUCUUAACUAAGUCGCAUACAUGAUUGCUAUGUCUCAAUUGCGUUAAUGGCAAGUUUGUGUUAAAAUUGGAAGCACCCUUCUCCCACACAUUAAAUUGAAACAUUUUGUUGCGAGCUCCACCGACUAUAGCAGGAUUAUUUGGAGUCUUGGGAUGUAGCAGCGCAAAGCCUUGCUGAGAACUAAGAAUAUUUGAUAUCAUCAUUUGGCCAUUCUUUCUCCUUUCUCUCCUCCGGAGGAUCACUAGUUUAGAAAUAGACUGGGAAUAACUCUCCAGGCUCCGUUUUGCACCUGCAUAGAUGCUAUGGUAAAUCGUAUGGACCCAAAUAGGGUUUAAUCUCAUGCUCGCAAGACACAAA